This is a messenger RNA of Populus nigra (black poplar), 3803 nucleotides long. Its product is annotated as putative disease resistance protein RGA1. The transcript has a single exon. Bases 366 to 3653 code for a protein of 1095 amino acids. The record is from RefSeq and is a predicted model, not a curated record. Lineage: Eukaryota; Viridiplantae; Streptophyta; Magnoliopsida; Malpighiales; Salicaceae. Gene Ontology annotation, molecular function: ADP binding. Gene Ontology annotation, biological process: defense response to other organism.
CUUGAGAAUUCACAGCCAAAAGCGUUGAUCACGUUUCUGUUACAGAUAUAGGAAGGAUUCUCAGUAGGUCCAGGUUUCAAACAGGAAAAGGCAUGCAAUAAUUGACAAAAGUUGCUUGAAAUCACAGCUAUGUUCCUUCUCUGAAACUUCAAUUGCUUUAUUAUACUAUUAUAGGCAUAGCCAAGUCAAGCCUGCACCGUGUGGAGCCUAAUCAAUAUAAUCAGAGACUGCUGUUUGCCUUUUCCAUUUUUCAUCUCAUACUGCUCUGUCUUCUCAAUAUUUACUUGCCAUUUCUUUCUCACCUCCCCUGCUUUUAGUUUUCCUUGCACCUUUUCUACUUCUUCUUUUCCAUUCCAAAACAAGCUAUGGCUGAUGCAAUUCUUUCUGCUCUCGCGAGUACAAUCAUGGGGAACUUGAAUUCCCCAAUUCUUCAAGAGCUUGGACUUGCUGGGGGCCUAACGACCGAGCUUGAAAAUCUCAAGCGCACGUUCAGAACCAUUCAAGCUGUGCUGCAAGAUGCAGAGGAGAAGCAGUGGAAGAGUGAGCCUAUCAAGGUGUGGCUCAGCGACCUCAAGGAUGCAGCUUAUGUUGUUGAUGAUGUACUGGAUGAGUUUGCAAUUGAAGCUCAGUGGCUUCUGCAGCGAAGAGAUCUCAAAAAUCGAGUAAGAUCCUUCUUUUCUUUUGGUCAUAAUCCACUUGUUUUUCGACAAAGGAUGGCUCAUAAAUUGAAGAAUGUUAGAGAAAAACUAGAUGCCAUUGCCAAGGAGAGACAGAAUUUCCACCUAACAGAGGGGGCUGUGGAGAUGGAAACAGAUAGUUUUGUUCAGCGUCAGACUUGGUCUUCGGUGAAUGAAUCAGAAAUUUAUGGAAGAGGCAAGGAGAAAGAGGAACUAAUCAACAUGCUGCUCACUACUUCAGGUGAUCUCCCUAUUUAUGCUAUAUGGGGGAUGGGGGGGCUGGGUAAAACAACACUUGUUCAACUGGUCUUCAAUGAAGAAAGUGUUAAACAGCAAUUCAGUUUGAGGAUCUGGGUGUGUGUAUCUACUGAUUUCGAUCUCAGAAGAUUAACAAGAGCCAUCAUAGAGUCCAUUGAUGGUGCUUCAUGUGAUAUUCAAGAAUUGGAUCCCUUGCAACGAUGCCUCCAACAGAAGUUAACUGGAAAUAAGUUUUUGCUUGUAUUGGAUGAUGUGUGGGAAGAUUAUACUGAUUGGUGGAGUCAAUUGAAGGAGGUAUUAAGGUGUGGAUCUAAAGGUAGUGCUGUCAUAGUAACUACGCGUAUUGAGAUGGUUGCUCUUAGAAUGACACCAGCUUUUGUCAAGCACUUGGGGAUAUUGUCUGAAGAAGAUUCCUGGCAUUUCUUUCAACGGCUUGCAUUCGGGAUGAGAAGGAAAGAGGAGCGGGCACACCUGGAAGCCAUUGGAGUAUCAAUAGUGAAGAAGUGUGGUGGUGUUCCUUUAGCUAUAAAGGCACUCGGGAACCUAAUGCGGCUAAAAGAUAAUGAAGAUCAGUGGAUAGCUGUCAAAGAAAGUGAGAUUUGGGAUCUAAGAGAAGAAGCAAGCAAGAUUUUACCUGCUUUGAGGUUGAGUUACACUAAUCUAUCACCACAUUUGAAGCAAUGCUUUGCGUAUUGCGCUAUAUUUCCAAAAGAUCACGUGAUGGAGAGGGAGGAGCUGAUUGCUUUGUGGAUGGCAAAUGGCUUUAUUUCUUGCAGUGGAGAAAUGGGUAUUGAGAAAUUCAAUGAACUAGUGGGAAGGUCAUUUCUGCAAGAGGUGGAGGAUGAUGGAUUUGGCAACAUAACAUGUAAAAUGCAUGAUCUUAUGCAUGAUCUUGCACAAUCCAUUGCAGUACAAGAAUGCUAUAUGAGUACAGAAGGCGAUGGGAAGUUGGAAAUUCCUAAAACUGUCCGUCAUGUAGCUUUUUAUAACAAAUCAGGAGCUUCGUCUUCUGAAGUUCUCAAGGUCCUAUCACUUCGCUCACUUCUUUUGAGGAAUGAUGCUCUUCGGAAUGAAUGGGGAAAGUUUCCUAGUCGAAAACAUCGAGCCUUGAGAUUAAUAAAUGUCCGGGUGGAGAAUUUUCCGAAGUCAAUUUGUGAUUUGAAACAUCUAAGGUAUCUAGAUGUAUCAGGCUCCAGGUUCAAAACACUGCCUGAAAGUAUAACCUCACUCCAAAACCUCCAGACACUAGAUUUGAGAUAUUGCAGACAACUCAUCCAAUUACCAAAAGGUAUGAAGCACAUGAAAAGUCUUGUCUAUCUUGACAUCACAUAUUGCCGUUCACUUCGAUUUAUGCCUGCUGGAAUGGGGCAAUUGAUAUGCCUGCGAAAACUUACCCUGUUCAUUGUGGGUGGGGAGAAUGGUCGUCGCAUAAGUGAGCUGGAAGGGCUGAAUAAUCUUGCUGGUGAAUUAAGUAUCGCAGAUCUUGUGAAUGUUAAGAAUUUAGAAGAUGCUAAAAGUGCCAAUUUGAAGUUGAAGACAACUCUUUUAUCACUGGCUUUAUCUUGGCAUGAGAAUGGAGAUUAUCUUUUUGGCUCUUGGUCAUUUCCGCCAUCACAACAAAGAAAGAGUGUUAUACAGGCAAAUAACGAGGAGGUCCUUGAAGGGCUUCAACCUCAUUCAAAUCUGAAGAAGUUGAGGAUAUGUGGAUAUGGAGGUUCAAGAUUUCCUAAUUGGAUGAUGAAAUUGAACAUGACGCUACCAAAUCUGGUAGAGAUGGAGCUAUCAGCCUGCGACCACUGUGAACAACUUCCACCAUUGGGGAAAUUGCAGUUCCUCAAGAGUCUUAUAUUGCGUGGAAUGGAUGGUGUGAAGAGUAUUGACAGCAAUGUGUAUGGAGAUGGGCAAAAUCCAUUCCCAUCUUUGGAGACGCUGACUUUUGAGAAGAUGGAGGGAUUAGAGCAAUGGGCUGCGUGUACUUUUCCUCGCCUUCAAGAAUUGAAGAUAAUCGAUUGCCCUGUGUUGAACGAAAUACCAAUUAUACCCUCCGUCAAAUCAGUACACAUUAGGGGAGGUAAGGAUUCAUUACUGAGGUCAGUUAGGAAUCUCACUUCUAUCACUUCUCUUCAUAUUGAUGGGAUUGACGAUGUGAGGGAGCUUCCCGAUGGGUUUUUGCAAAAUCAUACCCUCCUUGAAAGCUUAGACAUUUGGGGGAUGCCAGAUCUGGAGUCUUUGUCAAAUAGGGUAUUAGAUAACCUUUCUGCUCUUAAAAGCUUGAGUAUUUGGGGUUGCGGGAAACUUGAAAGCUUGCCAGAGGAAGGUCUUCGUAACCUCAAUUCCCUGGAGGUUUUAAACAUAAAUGGUUGUGGAAGAUUAAAUUGUCUGCCAAUGAAUGGGCUGUGUGGCUUAUCUUCUCUUCGUCAGUUAGUUGUUAGACAUUGUGAUAAAUUCACAUCUCUAUCAGAGGGAGUGCGGCAUCUGACGGCACUUGAGAUUUUAUUCCUUGGAAACUGUCCAGAGCUGAAUUCAUUGCCAGAGAGUAUCCAACAUCUCACUUCUCUCCAAUCUCUAAUAAUUAGGGGUUGUCCAAAUUUGGAGAAAAGGUGUGAGAAAGAUUUAGGAGAGGACUGGCCUAAGAUAGCUCACAUUCCUAAGAUUAAUAUCAGUAAAAGUACUUACUAUAAAAGAUUUAGGAGAAUAGUUGAUAUGCAAAAUUUGUAAUGAGAAUAAAAUAUAUAUUUGUUCGUAGUUUUAAUUUGUUGUAAUUGUUUAAAUAAUUUUUUCAAAUUGAUUGUUGUUUUAUUCUUGAUAUAAAUGUGUAAAAAUGAUUGGUUCAUUAUUUGUUUUAAUUGAGACUUGUUUUACUAGUAC